Molecule: messenger RNA, 840 nt
Organism: Diorhabda sublineata
Lineage: Eukaryota; Metazoa; Arthropoda; Insecta; Coleoptera; Chrysomelidae
Product: involucrin-like
Exons: 5
Coding region: 1-840 (279 amino acids)
Source: RefSeq, a predicted model, not a curated record
AUGGUUAAAGAGUUGUUUGAUGACGAUUUUGAUAGACGCUUUGGACAUCUAGAGUUUAUAGAUCCAGAGUUUGGAUAUCUAGAGGCUGGAUAUCCAGAGUUUGGACAUCUAGAGGUUAUAGAUCCAGAGUUUGGACAUCGAGAGUUUUUAGAUCCAGAGUUUGGAGACCUAGAGGCUAGAUAUCCAGAGUUUGGACAUCUAGAGUUUGGAGAUCUAGAGUUUGCAAAUCUAGAGGUUAUAGAUCCAGAGUUUAGACAUCUAGAGGUUAUAGAUCCAGAUUUUGGACAUCGAGAGUUUGUAGAUCCAGAGUUUGGACAUUUAGAGGUUAUAGAUCCAGAGUUUGGACAUCUAGAGUUUCUAGAUCCAGAGUUUGGACACCUAGAGAGUAGUGGACAUCUAGAUUUUGGACAUCUAGAGUUUGGAGAUCCAGAGUUUGGACAUCUAGAGGUUAUAGAUCCAGAGUUUAGACAUCUAGAGGUUAUAGAUCCAGAGUUUAGACAUCUAGAGGUUAUAGAUCAAGAGUUUGGACAUCUAGAGUUUCUAGAUCCAGAGUUUGGACACCUAGAGGCUAGAUAUCCAGAGUUUGGACAUCUAGAGUUUGGAGAUCCAGAGUUGUGGAAAUCUAGAUUUGGACAUCUAGAGGUUAUAGAUCCAGCGUUUGGACAUCCAGAGUUUGUAGAUCCAGCGUUUGGACAUCUAGAGGCUAGAGAACCUGAGUUUGGCCAUCUAGGGGUUAUAGAUCCAGAGUUUGAACAUCUAGAGUUUAUAGAUCCAGAGUUUGGAUAUCUGGAGUUUGGAGAACCAGAGUUUGGACAUCUAGAGUUUGGAGAUCCAGAGUAG